CAGUGCUAUACUCGGAAUAAUGAUGUCUAUCGAGGGUCAACUUCUACCACCCAGUCUGGUUUAACAUGCCAAUCAUGGAGUUCACAGUAUCCUCAUUCUCAUCCUUUUACUCCAUCAAAUUAUUCUAACAGCGAUCUUAUAUCUAAUUAUUGUCGAAAUCCCGGUGGAGUGCGCAAUGGUCCAUGGUGCUAUACGAUCUCUUCCCAUCAUUCUUGGGAAUAUUGCAAUAUACAACUUUGCGCUUCUCCACCUAGCAGCACAGCAGAGUCUUGCUAUACUGGUAAUGGCGAAUUUUAUCAUGGAACGAUUAGGACAGCUGUUGGGGGACUCUCGUGUGAACCUUGGAGUCUAUUCAAUACUACCUUUAAUAAUCAAACUGGAAAUAAUUUUGUUAAAAAUUACUGCCGUAACCCUAUCGGAAUGGUUCGAAAUCGGCCUUGGUGCUAUACCAACUCGACCACAGGCCAAUGGAAAUACUGCAAUGUAGAAAAAUGUAUUCGUCUUCCGAUUUCUGGUUCAACCUAUCCCCUUGGAAGUUAUCAUGGUGAGUUUUACCGUGGAACAGAAAAUUACGCCAGAAAUGGCAGCGUUUGCCAAAAUUGGCAUUCUUUUAAUUUGACCACUAGCUACGCCACUGCUAACCAUUUAAUGUCAAACUAUUGUCGGAAUCCCCUUGGAUCGACUCGAAAUCAUCCAUGGUGCUUUACAGAUACUUUAACACGUCAGUGGCAAUACUGUAAUAUUUCUAGAUGCAAUCCAUUGCUCAUUCCUACUCCAGCCUAUCCCAGUCCACCUUUCGAAAGGAUAGAUACUAAAACAACUUGCUAUACCAAUAACGGCGAAUUUUAUCGGGGCUCCAUCAGUACAACUGAGAAGGGCCAGCAAUGCAUAUCCUGGAGUUCUAAAUCGCUUGUGGAUUCACAGUUUCACCAAACUAAUUAUUCUCAUCCGACUUUGGUAUCCAACUACUGCAGAAAUGUAAAUGGAACAAAACAAAAGCCUUGGUGUUAUAUCCAUGAAUCGAACAACAAAUGGCAAUAUUGUAAUAUACCAAAAUGUAAU
Messenger RNA from Trichoplax adhaerens, 1062 nucleotides. RefSeq lists its product as uncharacterized. The record is from RefSeq and is a predicted model, not a curated record. NCBI's taxonomy places the organism in Eukaryota, Metazoa, Placozoa, Uniplacotomia, Trichoplacea, Trichoplacidae. The transcript has 5 exons. The annotation marks the transcript as partial.